AUCACCACAGAAGGCAGCUACGGGAGCAUGCAGUUUUCUAUUGAAACAAGAGCUCGUGACUUUUUUCCAUCUCUCCUUUUAACAUUUCUACUACGCAGACAUGGCUCACCACACAAGGCCUCCCAGAUUAGUCAAAAAGGAAGAGUUAGGCAAAAGGAAAACUAACCAGGGCAAAAAGAAAUGCAGCCAAGUGAGAAAGAAAACCACAAAGACCUCCACGAAAGCUUUUAGUUCUGCAAAAAGCAAAAAGCCGGCACAAGAAAAAGAUGCUAAGAAAAAACAGCAAGAAAAGAAAACAAUCAUGAGCUCUUCAGGUAGGCUUCUCAGGAGCAGUGUAACCAGAACCUUGUCCGGAGCAUCUUGGGUGACUUUGGAGAAAGCUGACAAUAUCCUCUUUCAUAGCCAGGAUUCUUUCAACAUCAAUGGCUUUACAAUGUCUCUCCGCAACCGAUCGCUCUCCCAUAGUUUGUCUCAAACUCCAACAAUUGCAAAACACAAGAAAGCUGCAGCACAAAAAAGACUAGAAACAAAGGAAAAGCAUGAGCAAGAAGCCCUAACAGUAGUAGAAGGAAAAAAUGUUGAAACAGGCAAAAAUGGUUUGAAACAAGAUUCAGCACAAAACGAAUUAACUCCUCUGCCUGUAGAAGAUGCUGCAUGUAGUGAAGAGCCUGCUAUCACCUGUGCCAGUCAAGACAAAGAAGUAGAAAUCCCUGAAACAAAUUACUCUGUUCCAAGUACUCAGCUAACUGAUGACUAUACAGAAGAAUCAGAGGUGAAGUGCAUGCACAAAGACCUGCCUUGUGAGCAGACACCCAGUGACCUCAAUAUGGGUAGUUCAGUUGAAGCAGUUGUUGAAGGUGCUGCACUUCUGCUACUGUCUUCGCCUUCUGACUCCAUAAUCUCCUCUGAAUCAAACUCGAAGGUGUGUGUGGAGAAUCCCUUCCAUCUAGUGCCUAACAGUAUAGAACAUGACUCCAGUGCUGUUGAUACCUCAAACCUCAGCUCAGCGGUACUGUUAGAAGAGUCGGUUCCAUUUGCCAAAUCCCACAUCGAAGCAGAGUCAGACCUGGUGCUACCUAGUGAAGAACAAGACUCAAAUUCUGCACCUAUAGUUACCUCUGAGUUUUACUCUCAAGAACAUUUAUUAGCAGAUGCAGACUCAGUUGCAGAGUCCUGCCUGAAGGCAGGCUGGGAUUUAGAGUCUGAGAAUGGAGACAUUGGUUCAAAUUCCAGCUCCGUAGCUGCCACUGAAUCAAAUUCACUUUUACAUUUUGAAGGUGAAAGCUCACUUGCAGAACCUCAUGUGAAACUGGUUGUGGAUUUUAUCCCCAUUCACAAAGAACUUGACUCAAGUUUGGAUUUGAGCUGUACAAGAGCAAAAUCAGAAUCUGACUCAAAAAACAUACUUGCAGUAUGUGAACCAAUUUCUGAUACCUCUUUAAACAAUAUUGAAGUGGAGGACAUUGAACAACUUGCUAAAUGUAUCGAUGUAGAGACAUUAAUUUUUAAUUCAGGAUAUGUCCCCACUUUAUCUCCAGAUUUAGAAAAAAGCACAGUUGAGAAAAUCUCUGGUGAAAGUUCUGGACAAUUCUCUGGAGGUUUUGUUUCAGAAUUGCCUUUAGGCAUGGAAAUCUCUGAUCUCGCCUCAGAAAAAGCCAUAAAUGCAGAUUUGCCAGCUGACUCAAGACUGCAGCAUAAUGAUUAUUCAUCACAGCUGGGAAGUGUUGGAGUAAGCUUGAAUUUGGUUCAGCAUGUGAGCAACAGCACUGAAGCAGUUGAGGCCUCGGGGCCAUCCUCUCUCAAAAAUCCAGCUGGUGAUUACCCUAUUCCAUAUUCAUAUCUUCUCCCUAUGCUAGAAAAAAAGAAACGAAGGCGUUGUGGAGUCUGCGAGCCCUGUCUGCGGAAAACAAAUUGUGAAGAAUGCAGCUGCUGCAGGAAACGCAAAACUAGUCACCGGAUAUGUAAAAAGAGAAAAUGUGAAGAGCUGAAAAAGCCACCACCACCACCAGUCAUGCUACCUUUUGAGGUCCCAACUGAAAACAAAAGACCUCAGAGGAGGAAGCAAAGAAUUUUAAAGGCUAAUUUAGAAAACAAACCAGUAAAUGGCCGCAGACCAGAACUCAUGGAAUGCAGUAUAUGUGGUCAUGGUGAAAAAUACAGGGCAAAACCAAACCAAGCAGUACCCAUUGAAAAUGUGCAGUCUAAGGAGAAAGGAAGAAUGACAGGCUUAGAGGCAGAGAAGUGGGCACAUAACGAGAAGCCAUCUUUUGGUGUCCACGUCAACGGAGAUAACCAUGCAGCUGUGGUGGGCACCGAACACUUGAAAAACAUUGAGGAUAGCGAAAGCACAGUCUCUCCCAGUCAGUUAGCUGAGCCAAAAAAAUCAUUUGCACAGACUAUCAAAAAUGGCAUCAAACCUCUACAUUAUCCACCACCAGAAGCAGUUGCUUCGCUGAAAGAAGUAUCCCUCGAGGAAAGGACAGAUUUGACAAGCAGCUCCCGUAUGCAGUGGAUGAAAGGUACCAAUGUGAAUAGUGUAGUAAACAGUCUGACCACAGGCGUGAGCUGCGUGCACCCAGAGAAAGAAGGACAUCCUUUAAUGAAAGCAGAAAACUGCACUUGCAGCAUCUUUGGGGAUUCUGAGAGGUCAGUUUUGCAGACGAGUUCCGUUUUGGAUCUGCAGGAAAGCUUGUGUUGUCCUUCACUGCCUGAAGAGGAAGUGCAUGUAGGGAAGGAUGCCUCUGAGGUACCUAACACACAGACACAGCAUGAGGAUAUUUCACUCCAGCCAACUUUCCUGUCCCUGAUUAAAAACAGAAAUUUAACCAUAGAGCAGCUUGUAGCUAUUGAAGCUUUAACACAGUUAUCUGAGGCCCCUUUAGAAACCUCACCAGCUAAACCAGAAAGUACUGAAUGUACAAAAGAAUCGACUUCCAACUUGCUCCAUAGUUAUAAAAGGGACAUCUCAUCUUCCUUCACAUCUUCUGCAUUGAAAGAAAUCAAAGACACUUACUUACAGAAUGAGCAACAGCUCUUGGCUCACUGUGUUCCCUCACAGAAGCAGCUCCCUAAUAAGGCUGUGUUAUACAAUGGCCAAAGUUCAGCUUCUGAAUUGUGUGAGAAACCUGCCUACCCAACUGGUGAGAUGUAUAAAUUACAGUUACUCUCAGGAGAUACUGAAACUUUAUCUGACUUAACAUCUGAUUCAAAGUCAAUUUCAGGAUAUACCAACAAGAAAAAUGACACUUGUGAUCCAGUCACUCUCACACAGCAUUGCAGUGCCUCACAUAACAUCCAGCAAACAAGUAACAGCUUCGAAGCUCUUGGUCAGUUAGAGCAAAAGCCAGUCUGUAAUGAUUUGAAGUUAGAAGCUAGUUCUUUAUGUAAGGAAGGUGGACUUCACAGCCAGGAUGAAGAGGAUGUAGCUGCACAACUCACUCAACUCGCAGCGCUAAUUGAAUCAAACCAGACAAAUUCAGAGCAGAAGAAUGACAUAAAGGCAUCGCUGCUUAAUCUAAUAUCACAUGAGAAGCAGCCAAAAUAUAACCAAGAUGUGCUGCAGAAAAAAGAAUCUGUGUUUUUUAGGAAUAAUUAUAGUUCCUUACUGUUAAAGCAAAAACAACCAACAAAUAAAAAAGGAAAUGUAGUGCCAUGGAAACCAAGGCCCAAAAAGAAGCCUCAAGAAGCACGCUCUCAACAAAAUAACCAAAACCAGCUAGAACUGUUGUCAUGCCAGCAUAAUGAGUUGCAGGACGUUUGGGUAUCAUCAAAGCUGCACAAGCUUGGUCAAACCAUGCCACAGGAUUCGAGAAUAGCUCCAUCUGAAAAAAAAUCUCCAAGAACCAAAGUCCAGAGGGUACUGCAUCAAAAUACUUCAGCAUCACAAGAAAAAACUAGAUUGUUUCUCCCACAAACGCAGAUAAAAUUCCAUAGAUGUUUACCCGAGGUACCGCAAGAGAGGAAAAAAGACAGAUUGUUUGGCUGCGACGUGGUGAAUGAGCAAAUCAAAGCUGCAGGCUCCAGUGACCCACUGGGCACUGAUCCACUGACAAAUGACGUCAUUGCACGUAACCAGCAUAGCAGCCUGUCCUCCCGUAGUCCUCUGUCUGUGUCACAGUUGAAACCAGCUUCCUUGUUGAACAGACCAAGUGCAAACCUACGGAUGUUUACAGGAAAACACAAUUCUCAGGUACAACAAACAGCAAACGUCAGUCAGACACAUCCCUUGCCUCAAACUUUUAAUCAGUCUAACCUGAGAACUAGUGAAACAUGUAGUGAAGACAAAGCCUAUAUUCAGCAGGGUGCUGUCAGACAAGUAGAGCCCAAGUCGCAAGUGCUGCCUCUUCCCUGUGAUGGGGCCCAGGUACCAGGUGCUGUUGAAGCUCUCAGGAAUAUGGAGCAUACAAGUGAAGUGACCGCUCUGACAUCAGCCAGUUUGGGUACUGAGCACCCACAGAGCACAGGCAACUCAGGGUGUUCUCCAGCAAAAAACACGCUCAGCAGUUUCCUUGAGUCACCUAUGAAGUUUCUUGAUACACCCACAAAAAAUUUAAUAGAUACACCUACAAAAAAAGGACAGCCUGAAUUGCCAACUUGUGACUGUGUUGAGCAAAUAAUAGAGAAAGAUGAAGGCCCGUAUUACACACACCUUGGGACAGGACCAAGUGUUGCUGCUGUGAGAGAAAUAAUGGAGAACAGGUAUGGAGCAAAAGGAAGUGCUGUAAGAAUAGAGGUAGUGGUUUAUACAGGAAAGGAAGGAAAAAGCUCUCAGGGCUGUCCAAUUGCCAAGUGGGUGAUACGAAGAAGUAGCGACGAGGAAAAAUUGCUGUGCUUGGUACGUCAGCGUGCAGGACACCACUGUCAGACUGCUGUCAUUGUGAUUCUCAUCCUGGCCUGGGAAGGGAUCCCUCACCUCCUGGCUGAUACACUCUACAAAGAGCUGACGCAGAGCCUCAGGAAAUACGGCUGUCCCACCAGCCGUAGGUGUGCGUUAAAUGAAGAUCGUACUUGUGCAUGUCAAGGACUUGAUCCAGAAACUUGUGGAGCAUCAUUCUCGUUUGGCUGUUCAUGGAGUAUGUAUUUCAAUGGCUGUAAAUUUGCCAGAAGCAAAAACCCCAGGAAAUUCAGGCUUCUCACAGAUGACCCUAAACAAGAGGAACUUCUUGAAAAUAAUUUGCAAACUUUAGCUACUGAUGUGGCUCCGGUUUAUAAAAAGCUUGCUCCUGAAGCUUUCCAGAACCAGGUAGAAAACGAACACAUGGGCCCUGAUUGCCGGCUGGGAUCCAAGGACGGGCGGCCUUUCUCUGGUGUAACAGCGUGCAUAGAUUUCUGUGCCCAUGCCCACAAGGACACGCACAACAUGCACAACGGAAGCACCGUGGUGUGUACACUGACCAAGGAAGACAACCGGAGAGUGGGGGUGAUUCCAAGCGAUGAACAGCUCCAUGUGUUACCUCUGUACAAAAUUUCACAAACAGAUGAAUUUGGCACUGAAGAGGGACUGGAAGCUAAAAUAAAAGCCGGAGCCAUACAGGUGCUCACAGCUUUCCCCAGAGAGGUCCGAAUGUUAGCUGAGCCUCUCAGAGCUACAAAGAAAAAGAAACCAGACACAAGGAGGACCUCGAGUGAAAAGCAGCCAUUAACAGACAGAAAGUAUUCCACACCAGUAAAGCUGAAAACUGAAGCCCCAGAAAAUCUUGGCAACACCUUGCAGUGUUUAGGGAACAAAGCAGAUGCUUUAAAACCUGGAAUAAAAAUGGAGGCUUCCGAUCACCUCUGUGCCAUUAAACAUACUUCAAACACUACUAAAAAUUGCUCCUUGUUGAAACAGUACACGGCUUCCUCCCCUUUCAAGGUGGAUAGUUUACACCCCUAUUCAUCUUUAGCACACAAGCCUGGCAUCACAGCAGUGACCAAUAUUCAACAAGAUUUUUCAGUUCCCUACGGGUAUUUUGAAUGCAGCAGUAAGCAACCUCACGUGACACCUUACAUUAAUUGUAAGAACUUUGAUGUGUCGGUCAAAGAUUAUACUGGAAUUUUGCUGAAUGAGAAGAUGAAUGGUGUGCCACCAAUUCUUCCAGAGGUCACUGUGCCAGGCCCCCCAGCCCACAGAGCCCCCCUGCCCACUAUACUUGAACAUCAGCCAGACAAGCAGAAUUGUCAGCUUCAGUCAGACAGCACCACCUCUUCACAGCCCAUCAGCUCCUGUGACCUGUCAGUACCACUGAGCUCUCCAGCAAAGGACACCGUGGGAAGUGAAGCUGAGUGUUCCCAUGGAUGUCCAGUGGAAAGGGGCAGCUCCCACGAAGAGCAGCUGUGCCAUUUUGACUGUGCUGAUGUAAAGCAGAGCACUGCACUGGGACAGCCAUCUGAUUUGGAAGAAAAAGCUGAGGAAAUAUGGUCAGACAGUGAGCACAAUUUUUUGGAUGAUGAGAUUGGCGGGGUUGCUGUGGCACCCUCUCACGGUUCUAUCCUAAUUGAAUGUGCAAGACGUGAACUCCAUGCUACCACGCCUAUAAAAAAGCCCAACCGCAAUCAUCCCACCAGGAUUUCUUUGGUUUUCUACCAACACAAAAAUUUAAAUGAGCCAAAGCAUGGUUUAGCCAUGUGGGAAGCAAAGAUGGCUGAGAGGGCGAAAGAAAAAGAAAAGGAAGCAGAAAGAUUAGGAACAGAGAACACUGAACUAAACUCUAGCGGCAGGAAAACAAAGCAAACAAGUGAAACCAGAGAUAUUUUUUAUGAAGAUAAUGAGUUCAACCAAAUUCCAUCCCGCAGAGCAUUGACAGUAACUAAGGAUAACGUGAUAACAGUAUCUUCUUACGCCCUCACACGCGUUGCGGGGCCUUACAACCAUUGGGCAUAGGUUUCGGUGUCGAAUGCCUCCUCUUGGUGCAGUGUUACACAGUGUUUAAGGUGCUGUUAAAGAACAAGUCUUGUGUAGUUUACUAUUUGCUCAUCUCAACCAUUUUAAGGCUGAGGUAAAAAGAAAGGGGGGGGAUUUCUUCUUAAACUGUGACUUUAACAUUUGGUGGUGCUCAAGCACAAUUUAAGCAAAAAAAAAAAAUUGUAUAGUUUUAAUACAUUCUAAAAAAGAUUCUGUUUAGGUUCUUAACCUUGAUUGAAUCAUUCAGUUUAUUACCUUUAGGAAUUUAUAUUUUGGUGCUUUAAAUCAAGUCUGUUUACUACAAGAAUCAUUUAUAAGGAUUUUAACAGGUUCACAUUUUAUGGUGUUAAAUCAAGUUAUACAGUAAUAGCUCUACACAGCUCUUGGUGCUUAACCACGUUGAACAGUUAUAAAUAAGCUGAAUUAUUACUUCAUGGUGCCAUUGCUUUAACAACUUCCAACCACUGAUGUAUAGUCCAAACUGCAGAUAAAUCUUUUAGAAAACCAAUGAUUUUUUUUUUUCCCCCUCUAGAGAUGCCAUUAUGUAAGAAAUGAAGUUAUUGGCAGUGAUGGCUGGAAGUUGUUUUUAAGCUGUAAAUAUAUAUUUUAAAAGCACUUUCUAUUUUUAAAACUAACUUGAAAUAGUAUAGUAUAAGGAUCAUAUUGUCUAAGACUUGUGCAUACUCUACAGAAGAGAUCAUUUUAUUCUUGCUGUGUAGAGUUCCAUAUUGUUACAGCUGCAGUAUGUAUGCUAACAGCAUAUGUGAUUGUUUUUAGACUUGCCCUUUUUCAUCGAAGAUUUUAUGUUGCAUUUAAAGCACAGUUAUCAGAUACAGAAACAUCUAUUAUUUUCAUGAGUGUGCAAACAAUGAGUUAGGAGAUGUCUUGUCAGUACGUGUGUUGUUGGGAGCUAGGAAUAUUGUUUGGGGUUUUUUAAAGGCAGCAUUUGUUAUGAUUUCUUUGAGCAAUAAGUGCAUAAGUCUCAUUCAUUUGGAGCAUUUCAACUUGACAACCAAAUGUUCCUAAUGCCUCAGGGGUAGGAUUGUUUUGGAAUAAAAAAAUAACCCCUAGAGUUGCCAUAUUCUAUUCUGGAAAAAAAAUAAUUUGGGGAAAAUACAACAUAAGUGUUGGAAAACAUAAACCUUGUAAUAGCUAACAGCAAUUUUUUCACUAAGAAUAACCUAUCUGUGCUAUUCACCAGCUCUCUACAUUCAGUUUUUGUACAAAAUCUUCUGUACAUUUUUUAAGUGAUUCACACAUUUCACAUAAAAAUGGUUUUAUUCUUGCUUCCAAACAGAGGAAAGUCAUCAUCUCCAUUUCCAUUGUAAAAAUGACUAUUUGCUAGACCAUGGGAAAAACAGACACUCCAUUGCUUUUAAACACUGUAGCAUCCCACUCUUCUUUCUGAUUCUCCUCUCCUAUGUGUUUCAUUUUUAAACUUAUUUAAACAGAUUACCAAAUGGCAACAUUAGCUAAGGACUGACCUCAUCCUGCAGCUUCUCCCAUGAUAACAGCUCUGAGUAGCCAUAGCUGCCUGGUCAGAGCCAGCAGGAGCGCUCAAGUCAGGACUCCUUUUGUGACUGAGAGCUGCAGGGUCGAAGCCCCAGAGGUGAAGCUGUACCUUACUUCUGCCUCGGAGUCCUCUCCACUGAGGUACCCUGUAGGUGUAAAGAGGUCAGAAAAUGUACUGUUAAUAUGCUUGAUAAUGUUCUAGCAUAGUGGUGCUGUGACAGAGGAGUACGAACUAUCUAGAUCUGCUCUAUUUCAGACCCAGACAAGGUGCUUUUUCCUUGGGAAGCUGAACUGUAAGCGCCGUUUACAGUUUUGGUACGAAAAAUAAAUGCACCACCUGUGUUCUUAACACAGUGCCAGGUAGGACUUUGGUGCUACAAAUGUUGAAACGUGACUGUAGACCCCUGAGACUGUUCUGUACAGAUGUGCACACCUGCAGGUCUGAAGUAGCAAUGUGAGGACCUUGGGUUCAGUUCUGUAGCUUCCUGUCAUUAGAAUUAACAGAACUGUUGAUGGCAGAGGAUGGCCCAACUGAAUCCUUCUUGGUAUCUUACCUAUUUUAAGUAAGUUUGUAAAAACCGGGUAUGCUGCAAAUCUUAGUUCAAAGCUUAAUAUUAGUUCAAAUAGAGGAUAUGAAGGGAUUGUAAAUAGUAAUAAAAUAAAACCAAUAUUAUGCCAUCAUUUUGUACCAGCAGUUUUAUGCUUCUUGACUACGUAAUAUACAGUAUACAUCAAGUCAUUAUCGUAUUUUGUGUGCCUUAGAUUUCCAUUUGAAAACUUGUAUAUUUUUGGUGAGCCGAAGAUUAGUAAGAGUUCCAGCAGUCCCUACAGUAAGCAGUACUGUGCCUCUCAUGUGAUUGCUACCUGAAAACCCUUGUCCCAUCCCACAGCUGAUCAUGUAAAGGAAAGAUUAGUUUACUGGUUCUACUGAUAGUGCUGAUAGCUUUAGUUUGUAUCCAUGCAGACUGAAAAACUUCAUUCUUGGUCAGCACUCUCAUGUGAAUAAGUUUUUCUACACAAAAUCAGUAAAUUAUAGAGCCAUCUCCUAACAUUUUUAAGGGUUUGGAUUGUUAAAGUGGAUCACUUUUACUUGAAUCUUCCCCUAUAAAUGCCCUUGUUUAACUUAUACAUGAUUGGAAACUUCAAGAUUAAAAUGUUCCAUUGGAAAACCUGCAGCUUCCCUCAGAGAAGGGAGAAACAAGUGGAUCUGAAAGGAUACCUCCAAACAUAGGCCCUGGCAAGUCUCUGCACAGGUCAGUCCAGGUCUUUUUAGAAAUGGCCCUUUUAACAGAGAAAGAGCUUAACAUAAUCGUUAAUGCUUUAAUGGAUAGGUGCUAAAACUCAUAGUUAACUAUUUUAAGCUUACUUACAUGAGAAGAAUGUUUGGUAUAUAGAAUAAAAUGCCACUGGUGGUGCUCUUUCCUUGGCUGCCUGUCACACAGCUACUUUUCCAGGCAGGCCAGCCACUUCCAGUUCCUGCUGUGGCACACAGCAGGCUGUCAUCUGAGAAGCUGGUAUUUUCCAUUGCUGUACUGCAGUAUAGAGAAUGCAACUGCUCACUCUUUUCACAACUGUAUGCUAUUUAUUGUAACAUCUCAGAACAGUUAUCAGUCUUAUACACCUGUUACGUUGUUUUGUGUAAGGUUAUCACUAUACAACAGUAUUUGUCUCUUAAAAUUUGCUCAUCUGUGAGUCUGUUGCUUUCUUUGCAGCCCACACAACCACUUGAAUUCGCUCUUGGCCCUUAACACGGUCCUUUCAGGAUGGCCAACUCAAAAGCUGGGUCUAAAAUGAAGGUAGCUGGCCAAGUCAGACCUACCUAUUUUAAUUGGUUUCCAGCAGCUGGCACUAUGCUCUGGGUGAAAAACCAGAACACGGACUCAGGUGUGGGCUGGUGAUGGGGUGUGGUUGUGCGUUGAUCCUUCUUCACAGUAUGCUAACAAAAACACCAUCCAACAUGGGACAACUCUGACUUCCCAGAAGAAAUGUCUCCCAUGUCUUUCUCCACUAGGUGCAGCACUGCCACUCUACCCUCGCUCUGGAGUGGAGGAGCAGUGCUUUCUGCAGGAGCUGGCUCUGACUCCCUCAGUCCCUGUUAGAGUUACUGCAGUUGUGCCCAAUUCAGUAGUGAAUUAUACUCACGCAGUUUCUCUGUGCUUACUGAUUUGUAAUGUGCUGUUAUAUUACAGAAAAUGGAAACAAUUUACUAUAAAUAUUUUGGUCAUAAGAUCCAAACAGCUUUUUAAGAACUCAGAAGUUCCUGUAACUUUCUAGCUGUAACAGUUGUAUUCAUAUUUAUUUCAAGGACUUUUUAAGCUAACUUAGGAGUAACUGCUGUUGUAAGUCCUUAUCUUACCUGUGACAGCGCUUCUCUAUGCUUAGAACAAGAAAUAACUGUAGUAUCUUAAGCAAUGUUUUAUGUUAAGCAUGGGUGAAUAGCAACUUCUUUAGUACUUAAGAUUAUUUGUAACAUAAAACUGUUUGGGGUUUUUUAAUGACCUUUUUAAUAUCAUUGCAGUAUUAUGUUAAAUUUGGGUCCUGCUUAUGUUGCUGCCGCCCCCCUGACUGCAAUGUAUUCAUUCAUCACGCUUUCACACCAUUUUCAUGUGUAGCUGGAUGGAACUGAAUAGUAACAGUGCCAAUUGAACAGGCCAAUGCCGAGUCGAACCCUCACAACCCUACAGUUAAUAGGUUUUGCAAGGACAGAUGCAGAGAGAUUUGGAGUAAAUGUUGUACUUCUGGUUAAACACAGAGGUGACUGUAGAGAGACAUCAUACCUUCACCUCAAGUUUCAAGUAGGCAGGUCUAUUUCAGGCCACCUUCAGGCUUAUGCUCUUAACAGCUUGAGCAGCAAAAAGGCAGGAACUACUUCACUGUUAUUAAAUGGUAUAGGGGUGUCAUCAUCACCGUUUUCCACUUUCUGAUAAUAAAGACCUUAAGAUUCUUCUUUUCAAUCCAUUUCCCCAGAUCAUCAUCCCAACAGAGUUUGCAGUGUUCAACCACAUAUUUUAACUUCAGUUUUAAAAGACAGGAGACGAUUAUUCAUGCUGUAUUUGUCAUUCUUCCCACAACAGUAUAUUUUUCUCUUUUCUUCUACUAGACCAUUAUAUACGUAAUUUUUCCACACGGACAUAUACUGAAGUGCUAGAAGGGUGCUUAACAACUUAAUGUGAAGACAAUGUGGUUCUGUUUCAAACACCUUGCACACCCUCCCAUCUUUCCUCAUAAAGUCAGAGAAUGCAGGUGUAGACCCCAAAAAGCUACACAUGUAGGGAGGAAGGCAGAUGAGGCAGUUAAUCUACAGCAAGUUACCAGUUAGAGCAGAUAUGCUGCAUUCCAAAGUGCUGUUGCGGUCGAGCAAGGCAACCGCUAGCUUGAUGUUCAGUGUUGCAAUUGUUGCUGCAGAACACUUUAAUACUGAUGCGGAAAGUUUUGUGAUCUGAUCAAUAUUUUACAUGUAUAUCUGUAUUUUUAUUAUUGUAAUGGAAAAAAGUCUAAGGUUUGGGAGUCAUCUUAAAAGUGAGAAUAAAGGCCCUGAUUAUCAUUUAUACUACUGUCCUUUGCAUCCCAUUAAAAAGAUAAGGGGCCUGAAAUGGAUGAUUCAGCUUACAUGCUUUGGAGUAUCCCACUGCACUGACAAUGGUAUGGAAAAUCAGCAGUAUAAAUCAAAAUCAUUACCAAAUGACUGAUUUGUACCAUCAUCUGAAAUCAAUUUCAUGAUAUCCCUACUGUGUACUUACUGGCCAGUAACAUCCAGAUUGUUCUCAGUUUAGAAAUACAGGCUGGAAAGGAACUGGCUUGUUUUUUAUCAGGUUUUAAGUAUUCACUUACAUUGGCUGUCCUUUUCCAACACUAUGUACAAAGAGAAUGUGGUAAAAGGUUUUUCUGCAUCUAGGUAAUGGCCUGGCUAGAGAUCUCUCAGAACUGUCAACACUCUGAGCUUCGGUAGUUUUUCUUAACAUACUUGCUUCCCUUUACCGUAAAUUGAUCCCUUUUAGUUGAUUAUAUAAAUUGGGGUUGUGACUAUCAAUUUAACUCUAUGCUUUUCUGGCUGAAGACCCAACAGGGUGUGCAGUAUUGUAUGUUCUUGUCACACUGCAGUCAGUUUUGGGACACAAAGCUAAAAGCCAGUGUUUUCUGACUGCCUGAAUUGUGAUACUCGACAUGAAACCAUUAGCACUGCCCUGCAAGCCUGAGUCAUACAGAGCUUCCCUUGCUGCCAAUGGAAGCCUUAUGUAAGCAUCCAGCCCCACUACAGUGCAGUUACAGAAUGCAACACAGUGCAAACUUCUCUUUCAAUACAAGUUUAAGGAAAAGGAGACAUAUUUUCCUCCUUAAUUUCUAAACUGCAGUGACACUCCAAAGCCUAAUGAGGACAGAUUUUGUGCUAACUCUGUGAAUGCCAGUCUAAUCCAUGUAACUCUAAAGGCAGCAUCUGGACUUCAUGAAUCUCUUGUUCUCAGAAUGAAAAAAAUAACUGUAGGCAAGAAAAACAAAUGCGAUAUCCCAACGCCACUAAAAUAAAGCCAGUUCUAACCAAUAUAAUCAUCCAGACAUUUCAGUCCCUACCAACCAUUCUACAAUUCUUUGCUCAGUUUGAGACAGCUCUUCAUAAUAUGACAACGUCAGAGCAGGUCAAAAAUACUGCUCAGACAUUACUGUCAUAAGGAAGAACAUUAAUAUGUAAGGACACACUGUACUGACGUGCUAUGGUUAAUGGAAUUCUUUCCUGCUUUGUAAAGUGAAAAGAUUAACAGUAUGCUGAAGUGAAAAAAAGAAAGUCAGCCUUGCCUUUCUUUCCUUCUCUAUUUUCUUUUCUCUAUAUUUCUUUCUUUCUUUGGGAUGCAUUGGAUAUUUAUUUUUCAAAUUUGGAUUUGGGUUAUUUCCAGUUACCAACCCACAGUAUUUUGAUCUGGAACUUACAAAUAGUUUUCUGAAACAAAAGAUUAUGUACAGGGAGGAAAAAAAUCACAAAGAAAAAGCAGUUCAUUAUGUCACACUAUUUACAGGAGAAAGUACAAAAUUUACCUUUUUUCUCACAAAACAUUUGGGCCUGAUUCUUUCCUAAUAAAACUGAGCACAGCUUCAUGAGGCUGGUGGAGCUGUGCAGAGUUUUGCUAGCUUAGGAACCGAACCUUAAAAUCUUCUUUGCAGACAAGGGAACCCUUACCAGCAGUACUUGAAGACUUGUGAGUUGUGACUGCAUGUUACUUGAAAGAUCUAAUUAAGCUAUGUUUUUUGGUGCAAGCAGUUGUUGUACAUGAUUUCAUGUUUAUGUAGCAAGAUGCAUUGAAAUGUCGAUACUAGUAUUGAAACAUACAUGUAAAAAAUUGUUGUGGAAAUUGUCUGUUCUGUUCUAUUUUUCUUGUGUGUCUCAUCUUGUUUAGAGCGUAAACUUGCCUUUUUUUUUUUCCCCCCCUAUUUUUUAUUGUCCUAACUGAAUAAGGCUAAAUGAAUACUGUAAUUGAAAAUAUAUUUUAAAUCUUGUCAUGAGUUUUUAAAAAGACUAUUACAAAUUGUACCAUUCCUGAUUACACAGAACUUUGUG
Messenger RNA from Dryobates pubescens (Downy woodpecker), 13943 nucleotides. RefSeq names its product tet methylcytosine dioxygenase 1 (gene TET1). The record is from RefSeq and is a predicted model, not a curated record. The coding region runs from base 101 to 6862 and encodes 2253 amino acids. Gene Ontology annotation, molecular function: DNA 5-methylcytosine dioxygenase activity; DNA binding; zinc ion binding. NCBI's taxonomy places the organism in Eukaryota, Metazoa, Chordata, Aves, Piciformes, Picidae. Gene Ontology annotation, biological process: positive regulation of transcription by RNA polymerase II; oxidative demethylation. The transcript is spliced from 11 exons. Gene Ontology annotation, cellular component: nucleus.